Messenger RNA from Naegleria fowleri, 1203 nucleotides. RefSeq lists its product as uncharacterized. Gene Ontology annotation, cellular component: vacuole. The coding region runs from base 1 to 1203 and encodes 400 amino acids. NCBI's taxonomy places the organism in Eukaryota, Heterolobosea, Eutetramitea, Acrasida, Naegleriidae. Gene Ontology annotation, biological process: tetrahydrofolylpolyglutamate metabolic process. The transcript has 2 exons. Gene Ontology annotation, molecular function: gamma-glutamyl-peptidase activity. The record is from RefSeq and is a predicted model, not a curated record.
AUGUCUCCGUGUCUUCUCCGAUCAGUAGUCGUUGUGGUAGCACAUCGAUCACCUGGUCGGAACCACCAAUCUGGUUGGUCUGUUCUUCACAGUGUGAUGUCUUUGUUAUUCUUCACAUCAUUAUUAUUAACAUUGUUUGUAGCAGCAACUAUUCCAAACAACAACAAUAUCUUUGUGAUUGGUCAUCCAGUGAUGAUACGAGGUCGAGUUGGAGAAGGCAGAGAAGAAAGAAUCAAACAAGAACACGAAUUUUAUUCAUCAUCAUCAUCGUCCACAAGAAGAUUAACAAGAACAGCAACCACCACUACUAUCACCGCACUUAAUAAUCGUCCCAUCAUUGGAAUUUUGGCACAACCAACCAGUAACAAGGAACAUGGUGAGAGUUAUAUUGCUGCGUCGUAUGUGAAAUGGAUUGAAGGCAGUGGUGCACGAGUGGUGCCAAUUCCCUAUGAUUUACCACAAGAAACUUUACAGUAUUUGUUUCAAUCAUUGAAUGGAUUGUUAUUUCCAGGAGGAGGUACCAAUAUCAAGCACUCCAAGUAUGCUGACGUGUUAAAAUUCUUUUUCGACAAGGUUAUUGAAGCCAACGCUCGAGGAGAUUAUUUUCCAUUAUGGGGUACAUGCUUGGGAUUUGAAUCGUUGAAUAUUUUGGCAGCAGAAAACAAUGAAGUGGUGAAUUAUGGAUUUGAUUCUGAGGAUCUGAGCUUGUCUUUGAAAUUUGUGAGUGAUUUUAGAAAUUCAAGAUUAUUUGGAAGUGCACCUAACGAAAUAUUAGAAAUACUUGCACAACAAAACGUGACCAUGAACAACCAUAUGGCUGGCGUCACACCCUUUGAUUAUGAAAGAAAUGAGAAAUUACGAAAAUUUUUCAAAAUUUUAUCCCUCAAUGCUGAUCGAAAAGGGAAAACAUUUGUUUCAACGAUUGAGAGCUUUAAUUUUCCAAUUUAUGGAACCCAAUAUCAUCCUGAAAAAGUUUAUGAAUUUAACUAUGAGGUGAUUGACCACUCCUUUGACAGCUUGAUCGCCAAUGAAUACUUUGGACAAUUUUUUGUAAAUGAAGCAAGAAAGAGCCAACGAAAGUUCCCUUCUUUCGAGGAAGAAGAAAAAUAUUUAAUUUAUAACUUUAGUCCAAAAUUUACCUUCCCUCGUAUUAGCAAAGACUUUAUGCAAAUUUAUUACUUCAAUGCAACAUCUACCAUAUGA